This is a messenger RNA of Trichobilharzia regenti, 2343 nucleotides long. The record is from the annotation of a GenBank genome assembly. NCBI's taxonomy places the organism in Eukaryota, Metazoa, Platyhelminthes, Trematoda, Strigeidida, Schistosomatidae.
AUGAGCUGUCAUAUUUCAACGGAUAGUGCCAGUAGCUUUACGUGGGAUGAAUAUCUGCUAAAAACAAAUGGUCGGCCAGCGAAACCAGAAUGUUUCAAACAGUCGAUUAUUCCACCACCAAACAAGUUCGAAGUUAAUACAAUACUGGAAGCUGAGGACCAUCGUAGUGCAGCUCUAAUUAUGAGCCCUUUGGCGUGUUCACCUGGCGUAACUAAAGGGCGGCACACUAAAUUCAAUGGUUCACCAUUGCUUCUAGGAACUCCUUCCAGAAGAUCCAGUUUGGAUUCUCAUUCUAAUGCGUCUUUUCGACGCUUCAAAGCUGCAUCAUUUAGUCUGGCUCGUGUGGUCGAAACCUGUGGUCCACGUUUACGAAUACGUUUGGUUGGAACAGAUGAUCGCAAUGAUUAUUGGUUCUUGGUUGACUCUGAUCAAAUUAGACCUUACCCAUCUGGAAACCCAUUACAACCGCCAUUUGGAUAUAUGCAUAAUCACCUGGUUUGGAAUCGAACACUUAAGAAGGCAACUGAAGGAACACGUUUUGCUGACCCCUCUUGGUUUAUUAGCCAACCUCCCGAUCCGGAAGACAACUAUUUUCAAGUGAAUGACAAACUAGAAGCAGUAGAUCGCAGAAAUACACAACUCAUCUGCCCUGCCUCUGUUGGAGCUGUGCAUGGACACCACGUAUUGAUAAAUUUUGAUGGAUGGUCUGGAGCGUUUGAUUACUGGGCCCGCUUUGAUAGUCGAGAGUUGUUUCCUGUAGGUUGGUGUAAAUCAGCAAACUAUCCACUUCAACCACCCGGUCCGAAUGUUGUACGAUCUCCUAAUAACCAUUCAACUCCCAAUCUUUUUUAUGCACCAAAUUUUGGUUCCCUAACUAUUAAUGAUUCAUCUAAAUGUGCAUAUGAUAUGCAUACUCGCACUUGUUACCGUGGCAGUAAAAAAGGUAAAAAGUCUCUUCCCCACAAACGACCAGGAUUUUCAAAUAAAGAUAAAUCUCAUGCUGGAUUAAUCAGAAGUGGCUUGCAUAAACAAAUAGAAAAUACAACUCCUUAUACCCAUCGUUACAGUUUAUCAAAGAAAUCAAGUGUAAAUAACCAAAAUUCAUUUCCUUUGAGUUCAUCAAAAGCGAAUUCUCACGACAUAUCCAGUCUCAUGGAUGAUGAAAACAAACUUGCUAAUGUUUCUGUAGAACUUAAUGCGACAUCAAUUGAUUCUUCCAUUCAUUCUUUGUCUUCACCACCAGUCAUUCCCCCUGUUCUUGAAGAUGCGAAUGACUCCCUAAGCUUAUUUUAUUCAUCAUCACCUCCUGAACACCCUCCAUGUAUUGAGUUUUCUGGAUCAUUGAACGAUUCUGCGGCUGGCCGUCAUAAUUGUGUUGCUAAUCCUUCCGACUGUGUGGUCCGACUUCAGGCUAGACCUUCCACUUUAUCCAGCAUAUCAGAUUCACAGGAUCUAGUACUUAAAUCAUGGAAGGUGGUUACAGAAACAAGACAAAGAAAUAAGCGACUAAAAUUAAAGCGUUGCAAGCAGACUUCUUCAAAAGGAUACGAUGAAUUAAAACAGAAAUUAAAAUUGAUUAAGGGUAAAACGACGGAUCCCGUCACUCGUAACUAUGAUUUUGUUGAUCCUCUUUCCUCUAACUUGAAUAAUCUUCCUGAUUUGCAUCAGAAUUAUCGGAAUCUGCGUGUUUGCAAUAAUUAUAAUUCCUGUAACUACCAAAACACCAGUGAUUCUGUUACUUAUCAAGAUGACCCGAAGUCAACGUGUACUACACUGUACGAACAGGACAGGAAAAAUGUAUUCAAAAGCGACGUCAGCAAACAAAGAACCCCUCUUCUGGAUUCAGAUAUAAUCCUCCGUACAGAUGUUUCUCGUGAAAGUAUACAUCCAAGUGCAUGCUAUUUCGAUGAAAUUAAUUCACCUCUUCAUGACAAUCUGUCGGUAGAAACAUCCGAUACACCGUCAUGGUUUUCAGGAAAGGUGGAGUGUGGUUCUAGUAAAUCUUCGUAUCCUGUAUACACGCACCAAAAUACUGACAGCUUAGAUAACCAAAGUUGUACUACACAUCUUCCCUCGUCAACUGUAUCUCCGUCAUCACUAGACUUGGGUUCAUUUCCUUAUCCCAACCCUGCACAGUGGACCAUUGAAGAAGUAUAUAAUUAUAUUACAACUCGGGAUGCAACUCUUCUAGAGGCGGCUGAAAAGUUCAAGCAUCAUGAGAUCGAUGGUCAGGCGUUGCUACUUGUCAGUAUGGAGUCACUUCGUAAUUACAUGAAAAUUAAGUUGGGUCCAGCGCUAAAGGUGGUCCACCUUAUCAAUCGCUUAAAGCGCGGUUUAGUAUAA